AGCUUUUUUUCUUUACGCCAGUUCCUUUAAGCUACUAAACUAAACCCAUUUGAUCUGAAGUUUUUAACUUUCACAAACCAAGGCACGAAUUUUCGCUUCUCGACUUGAAAAGUCUCGUCCUUUCGAUCUCAAUCUCAACUCGCGUCUCUGUGGUGUUUUUGAACGAAAACGAGUUUCUCUGCUCUAAUGGCUGCGAGCGACGAAGUUAAUCUAAUUGAUAGCAAGACAGUGGUUCCUCUCAAUACAUGGGUUUUAAUCUCCACCUUCAAACUAUCCUACAACCUCCUGCGUCGAUCAGACGGUACAUUCAACCGACACUUGGCCGAGUAUCUAGACCGUAAAGUCACCGCAAACGCCAACCCUGAAGACGGUGUGUUCUCGUUCGACGUGGUGAUGGACCGAAGCAUCGGUCUACUAAGCAGAGUCUACAGACCAGCUUACGCACCAGACCAAGAGGAGGGAAGAAGACCUCCUCCUACUAGUGUGUUAGACCUCGAGAAGCCUGUUGAUGGAGAGGUUGUCCCCGUUGUAUUGUUCUUCCACGGAGGUAGCUUCGCUCAUUCGUCCGCCAACAGCAAGAUCUACGACACUCUCUGCCGCAGGCUCGUUGGUGCGUGUAAAAACUGUGUUGUUGUCUCUGUGAAUUAUCGCCGUGCGCCUGAGAACCCUUACCCUUGUGCUUACGAUGAUGGCUGGACGGCUCUUAACUGGGUCAACUCGAGGACUUGGCUCAAGUCCAAGAAAGACUCGAAGGUUCGUAUCUUCUUGGCGGGAGAUAGCUCUGGAGGGAACAUAGUGCACAACGUGGCUUUAAGGGCGGGUGAAGCGGGGAUAGACGUAUUGGGGAACGUUCUGCUUAACCCUAUGUUCGGUGGGAAGGAGAGGACCGAGUCUGAGAAGCGUUUGGAUGGGAAGUACUUUGUGACGGUGAGGGACCGUGAUUGGUACUGGAAGGCGUUUUUGCCUGAAGGGGAAGAUAGAGAGCAUCCUGCUUGUAACCCGUUUAGCUCCAGAGCGAGGUGCUUGCGAGGGCUGAGGUUUCCGAAGAGUCUCGUGGUUGUUGCGGGGUUGGAUUUGAUUCAAGAUUGGCAGCUAGCUUACGCGGAAGGGCUGGAGAAAGCAGGUCAAGAGGUUAAGCUUGUGCAUUUGGAGAAGGCUACUAUUGGUUUCUACCUGUUGCCGAAUAAUAGUUACUUCCAUAGUGUUAUGGAUGAGAUUGCUGCGUUUGUAAACGCGGAAAGUUGAGGUUGUUUUUUAGCCGAGGCCAAGAACUCUUUGGACUAACAAACAGGUGAAUGUAUUGCCUGUGGAUUCUCUCGGUUAGUUUGUGUGGUGUUUUAAACGCUGUGACUGUUAAAGCUUAAAGCGAGUAGAAGAACAGCGAAGUGCGUUCAGAGACUUGGAAAGGAACAAAGUAGUAGUAGUAGUAGUAAUAUCCUUUUGGUUCUUUAUAAUGUUUGGCGUGUAGUUGUUAGUCUUUACUUAUAACUAAUAGCUGAUUCUUCAGCAUUGGAGUGAUAGGUAUACUUCAAGAAUGUAAUGUAGGUAUUAAGACUUAAGAGAUAUCCUGUGUUGUAUUUUUGCUCCUCUUUUUCAUUGUACUCUCUAAUAAUGUAUGUAAAAUAUAAAGAUUGAACUUGCA
Messenger RNA from Raphanus sativus (radish), 1642 nucleotides. RefSeq names its product gibberellin receptor GID1A. The record is from RefSeq and is a predicted model, not a curated record. Gene Ontology annotation, cellular component: cytoplasm; nucleus. Bases 187 to 1245 code for a protein of 352 amino acids. Gene Ontology annotation, biological process: positive regulation of gibberellic acid mediated signaling pathway; floral organ morphogenesis; raffinose family oligosaccharide biosynthetic process. The transcript is spliced from 2 exons. NCBI's taxonomy places the organism in Eukaryota, Viridiplantae, Streptophyta, Magnoliopsida, Brassicales, Brassicaceae. Gene Ontology annotation, molecular function: hydrolase activity; gibberellin binding.